Messenger RNA from Coccomyxa subellipsoidea C-169, 2388 nucleotides. RefSeq lists its product as hypothetical. The transcript is spliced from 12 exons. The record is from RefSeq and is a predicted model, not a curated record. The coding region runs from base 1 to 2388 and encodes 795 amino acids. Lineage: Eukaryota; Viridiplantae; Chlorophyta; Trebouxiophyceae; Coccomyxaceae.
AUGAAUGCUGAUCUGGUGGGGACCAUAGCAAGGGAAGCUCUUGAAGUGGCAAAGGACCCCCCACCAGAAGUGACUAAGCAGGUCCUCACUGCUGGUCAGAAUAUCAUUGAGAAGCAGAUCUUGCUGACCGGGCAAGAUCCCAUCAGCAAAGACGAGGCCGCGUCCAAGACAGUGGAGAAAGCCACUGCCAGCGGGACAUCUCCUGCCGCCAAGACAUCGCGGCUGUCCCCAGAGUCUGAGGCGGUGCUGCUGACACUCUUUGGGGUCCAGGACACUCUGGGCAGGGAGGACGCCCAAGUGCUGGCGAAUCAGGCAGGGUGCUCAGAGUCGCAGGUGCGCGAGUACUUCACCAAGCUGCGCAGCAACGUACGCGCCUUCAUGCAGAAACUGCAGCGCAAGGUCUCCGCAGCGGAGGCGCCAUCUGCAGCGGCCGACCUCCUCACAUCCAGUCCCACAGCACCCCAGCUCCCUCUGUCUGGCAGCAGCGCUCCUGCUGCGCUGGGUGGCACACCAGCCGCCCCGCCGAUGCACCCUCAAUUCACCCCUCAGUCAGCUGCUCAGUCGGCCCCGGCGCUGUCUGCCACAGCCAACGGGGGUUCCAGCGCAAGUCUGCAGCCGUCAGUGGCGGCCGCCGGGUUCCCUCAGUCGCAGGCGGCCACCCCCGCGCGGCCCGCGGGUGCCGGCCAGCCGCACGCCUCCCCGAUGACGGCGACAGACCUCCGGACGAUGCUCACAAACGCCGCCUCUGCCUCCUCUGCCUCUGCAUCCCUUGCGGAGGAGGCUGUGGCUGCUGCGGUGGCAGGCACGUCCAUGGUUGAGUUGGAAAGCCUGGAUGCGGCCAGGAAGGCUGGCCUGGUUGAGCUGCAGCGGUACCUGGACGAAAAUGGCGGCGUAGCCUCUGCCAAACAUGCAGGGCCAGUGGCGUUGCUGAUGGCGCGGGCGGCGAGUGCAGAGGUGCGCGAGGCGCUGCUGCAUGCGCUGAUGCGCACGGCCUCGUCGCAGGUUCUGGCGCAGCUGGCCGGCAGCGGCCGCGCUCUUGACACCCUCGACGACUGGGCCGGGUGGGCGGAGCAGGACAAGCAGAGCACGGUGCUGCGGCUGCUGCUGAGCGUGCUGCAGCGCCUGCCCGUGCCCAUCGCCCUGCUCAAGAACAGCAGCCUGCAGAAGACCAUCGGCCGCCUCCAAAAGUACAGGACGCGCUGCAUUGCCACGGCAGCAACAGCUUUAUUGUCACACUGGUACCAUCUGGAGCAGCCAAUAUUCCAGGCGGCUGCUGCUCCCAUGCGGCCUCCCCCGCCUCCUGUGCGGGUUUCUGCACCUGCUCAGCCGGUCACCACUGGCCACCCAGAGAGCGCCGCGCCGCAAUGGCUGGCCUCUGUGCAGCUGCAGGUCUUCAAACCAGGGACGCCCGUCUCUGCUGGGCGCCAACCACCCCAGCAGCUGAGUGCGCCAGCUCCGGCGCCUGUGCAAAUGGCUUUCCAGCAGAGCCACGGUCAGGCGGAGCUGCUGAAGCCAUCAAACACAUUCUACCGCGGCAUGGCCGGCAGACUGGGGAGCUUGGACAAGUCAGAACAGGCCCAGUCUCCCAGGAAGGUCUUGUCAGCAGACGAGAUUGUGAGGGCCAAGGAGAAGGAGCGCAGCCGGCUGGCGGGCGCUGCCGGGCUGAGCGGCCGGCCCGGGCCGUCCAAGAGCUCGCGUCUGGACAACAACUCUCUACUGGAUGUCGCCGCCAAGCGCCGAGCAAACCUCCGCCCCAGUAGCCCUCACCUUCUGCCCUCCCAGGGGCGCACUCCGCAUGCAGUGCCGCCCGCCCAUCAGCAGGGGCUUGUUGGCAACCCACAGCAGCCACAGCUGCAGCAGCAGCCGUGGCAGUUGCCGCAGCAGCCGCAGUUGCAGCGGCAGCCUGGACACAUGCCGCACGCCGGCGCCAGUGCGCAGCCACAGCUGCCGGCCGCGAGCCACCACUCGCCUGUUGCAUUGUCGCGCGCCGUGCAGUACCGGCCGCCCCAGCAGCCCCAGCAGGCCGCGCAGGGACCUGCGCAGCAGCCGCAGCCGCGGCAGGAGGCACCUGAGUGGAGGCCGAACGUGGCGUGGACGGCCCCGCAAUCCGUGCAGGCGUUGCAGCGGGAGCGGCCGGGCAGCGGGGAGGAGAGCGAGGAGGCCGCCACGCAGCGCGCUUGCAACAUGCAGCAGCCUGGGGUCUCUUACAGAGCGCCAGAGCUCAUUCCAGCAAGUCCGGCCGAACCAGAGGGAGGUGGGCAGGAUGUGGGUGCAGGCAAGCCGGCCAAGCUUGUCCCCAUACUGCCCACCGAUCUAAUUGAGCAAGCACAGCAGCUGCAGGCCUUGCAAGAUGCAGGCUUUCCUGUGGAUUUGCUGCUGGGCUUGUGA